GGUCGGAGGUGCGCAUGCACCGCGCAUGCCCCGGACGGGCCGGCAUCUGCCCCCGGUGGGUCGGGUCGGUGGGCGGCGGCGGCUGGAGGCCGUGACUGUCAUGCUGGAGGAAGGCGUUCCCUGGCCGGUCCUGGAGACAGAAGUGCUGUAUUUCUAGAGCAGGUUGCCUUGGUCCUGUGGCCGUCCGUCCUGCUGCAAUGAGUGGGAAAUCCUUGCUCUUAAAGGUCAUCCUGCUCGGAGAUGGUGGAGUUGGGAAGAGUUCCCUCAUGAACCGGUACGUCACCAACAAGUUUGACUCGCAGGCUUUCCACACAAUUGGUGUAGAGUUCUUAAACCGGGACCUGGAGGUAGAUGGACGUUUUGUGACCCUCCAGAUCUGGGACACUGCAGGACAGGAGAGAUUCAAGAGCCUGCGGACCCCCUUUUACAGGGGAGCCGACUGCUGCCUGCUGACCUUCAGCGUGGAUGACCGGCAAAGCUUUGAGAACCUCAGCAACUGGCAGAAGGAGUUUGUCUAUUACGCUGAUGUGAAGGACCCCGAGCGCUUCCCCUUCGUAGUUCUGGGCAACAAGAUUGACAAACUGGAAAGGCAAGUGAGCACAGAGGAAGCCCAGGCUUGGUGCAUGGAAAACGGCAACUAUCCGUACCUGGAGACCAGUGCCAAGGAUGACACCAACGUGGCCGUGGCCUUUGAGGAAGCUGUGCGACAGGUGCUGGCAGUGGAGGAGCAGUUGGAGCACUGCAUGCUUGGCCACACCAUCGACCUGCACUCCAGCUCCAAGUCAGGGUCCUCCUGUUGUUAAGGGCGGCUGCUGCUUUGGGAAUGUCGCUGGAACCGAUGGUUGGAUUGCAAGGGGAGCAGGGCACUCUGAGGAGGGUGGCCACAAGGACAGUGGGUGCUUUAUUCACUGGGGAGUUUGCAGCUUUACCAUCUGAAUUCUGACUGUAGGUUUCAGAUGUGGAAGAUGAAUCUACAGGAGAGUGCUGUCGAAGAGCACGUGAAUGCAGGCCUGCUCCUCUCCCUGCCUGUUAUAGCGGGUUUAAAGGUCUGGCUUGAACUAAAGAGUGAAUUUGGAUCUGUAGCAGGAACUGCGUACAGAACAAAGUUGGGGGCACUCCAGAUGCUCUGAAGCAUUUUAGUCCUGUACUCAAAAACUACUAGACCCACUAAACUCAUGGCCUUACUGCCAAAGCAAAGUCUGCUCAGCACUGCGAGUGAAACCUGUUGGGAAGGCUGUAGCCCAUGUCACUGUGGGAGUGCUACAUCCUGGAGUGGCUGGGAUGUGUGUAUCUGCUGCUUGGGAUCGAUGUAUUCUGUGCUGAGUAAUGCUGGAACUCUGAUACGAAGUAACAUAACGAAGGAGAGAAGAAACUGAAUGCUGCAGCAUCAUUUCUUCCAAGCUGUCUGUUUCUGGUCUGUUUUUCCCCGCCUUUUAACUUUGCCUUGUUUGGGUGUUGUUUAAAGGAGAGACUGGCUGCUGCUUGUUUCCUCAGCCCUUCUGGAGGCUCAACACCAGAUCUUGCUUCUCACACCUUGAGUGGACCUGGAUAGAAGGUUGCAGCGUGGUCACUCAGCAGGUCAUGGUGAAGGGUUUGAGUUAGCUGGGAGUACAGGAGAUCUGCAACGUGAACCUUCGGCUGGUUCCUGUCAGAAGUGAUCUCUGUGUCCGGGUGAUUGUGUGUGUCCCUGGUUCUAUGAAUGCUGCAACAUAAAACCACUCACCUGCUGUGUCAGGGACUGUGCUGCUCUGCACGGUUUACUCACACCGUUGCCCUGGCCCUUACUCCCUACCAGGGAAUCCAGUAUGAUUUAUCUGUCACUCAGCUGGCAUACUACUGCUAGAGAAUGUCCACCCCGUUAAUUGAGCCCUGUCAGCGAGCAGCUGUGCUCAUUGCACUGGGGAGAGGUUUGGGCUGAUUCCUCAAGGGGCUGAAGAAUGGUGCUGAGAGGGCAGGGAGCCCUCAAGGAAAGGAUACCAAGCUUUGCUGAUCCCAGCUCCUGCUCCCUUCUAGGUGUUAGUCCCGAGCUAUUUGUGUGUAGCAAAGAGGUCAGUGCUUGCUGGCUUGCCAUUGUAACCUCAUGUUCUGCGACUUCCUGUGCAAGUGUUUGUCCAAUGUGAUGACUUUGCACGUAGGAGCCUGGCACAGGGAGAGCUUCCUGUGCUCUGCUGGCUGCCGAGUGCAGCGCCCACUGUGAUGAGCUACUGGAUAGCUGAUCGUGUAGCUCAAAUAGAGCAGCCUGGUGUGCUCAGUGCUUUAGAGCAGGGCAGUCUCUGCUCUCACACUGGCUGGUGGCAGCUAAACCCCAUCCCCUGGCAGUCUGUGAGAUUGCAGGAUGUCUCCUCUGGGAACUCAGGGUGAUCCUGCUCUUCUCUGUGGGGCAGCCACACGUGGGAGGGGCUGAGGCUUUAAUACAGAGCCCAGUGGGGGGGGUGGAUCUGAUUUAGAAACGGGGCUGAAUACUCACAUUCACAUUCACACAAACAGAUAGGAAAUGCUUGCAGCUCCUGGAAAAUCAGGCCCCUUGCUCUGCCUCCAUAUCUGCGACGCACAUUUAGGAGUUAGUACUAUUGAUUUAACAGAAUCUGACCUCUGCAGGCCUCUGAUUUUCCUUCAGCUGAAUGUAAGCAUUAGGCUUAUGUGUUUUUACAGCUCCAUUCAGAGGCGUCGUAUUUUAUAUUGAAGCUGUUUAAUUUAUUCUGAGAGGUACGCACAGUUCCUGAAGGAGCCCAGAUCUUGAGCUCUCUGCUGCAAAGCUGGGCACCGACAGCCCUCCUUUCCCUGCAUCCACUCCUGCUGCUGCAGUUGUCGCUAUUGCUACAGACCUGGAAUUGUAACACUGAGAUUCUACCUUUCUUUAAGCAAAUAAAGCGUGGAUGUGUUUGAGUGGG
Molecule: messenger RNA, 2891 nt
Organism: Coturnix japonica (Japanese quail)
Lineage: Eukaryota; Metazoa; Chordata; Aves; Galliformes; Phasianidae
Gene: RAB9B
Product: RAB9B, member RAS oncogene family
Biological process (GO): retrograde transport, endosome to Golgi; Rab protein signal transduction
Cellular component (GO): lysosome; late endosome; phagocytic vesicle
Molecular function (GO): GTPase activity; GTP binding
Source: RefSeq, a predicted model, not a curated record